CAAGCAGCAACAUGCUCGCAGUCACGUGACCGCGUCCGCUUCCUGUCCUGUCCUGGCAGCCGCGGGCGUCGUGCACGGUGCACGUCCUCGAGCGAGAUAACAAUAACCUGCGGACGCGGCGUGGACGCACUUUGAUGGCGCAGCGUGGCGUGCGCGAGUGCUGCGCGGGAAGGUGACCGCGACGCCUCCAGCCGCCACCUUCGUCCGCUCGGCUUCACCUUGGAGGAGCAGCGCGCGUGGAAGGCUGAUGGAUCACGUGCAGCAGAAACCAGCCACCGCCAACUCAUGUGGUCCCAGAGUGCACCCUGGACCCCGAGCGCUACCCAAACCCGCUCCAGUUUCCUCCCGAGGGCCACCUCUAAUAUGCCCGUCGGGGACUGUGCAGGACAAGCAGUCCGAAGUCAUCGCCCCCGCAGCGAGAGACCCAUGGGUUAAGUCCGGGACGGGUAUUUGUCGACCGAGACCCACGUCCCUGGGGACUAGACCUGCUCCCAGAGUCCCUGCCAUGAAGGAUGUAGACUUGAAGCCACUUUGCAUCCCAGGACCUCACAAUGUCAUCGCUCCUUGCACAUUAGAGUCCUCAGUCCCUCUUCACAGUCCUCAGUCCUCUUCCUUCAGCCCAAACUGCAGCCUCAGUCCUGGAGCGACACAGGUGCAGAGUGACAAGAGCAGCGGGGACAACAACAAGGACUUCAGGGUCCACAUCGCCACAUGGAACGUGGGCUCGGCCGUGCCGCCAGAUGACAUCAGCGCUCUGUUUGGAGGCAACGUGUCGGACGGGAGUGUUGACAUGUUUGUCAUCGGACUGCAGGAAGUCAACUCCAUGAUCAACAAGCGACUGAAGGAUGCUCUGUUCUCAGACCAGUGGAGCGAGCUCUGCAUGGACACGCUCAGCCCCUCCGGAUACGUCCUGGUGGCGUCUCAGAGAAUGCAAGGAGUGCUGCUGCUGGUCUUCUCCAAAUUCUGCCAUCUUCCUUUCCUCCGAGGCGUGCAGACGCAGAGCACGCGUACGGGACUCGGGGGGUGUUGGGGCAACAAAGGGGGCGUGAGUGCCAGGAUGUCCAUAUUUGGUCACCCGGUGUGCUUCCUCAACUGCCACCUCCCCGCCCACAUGAGGAACCUGGAGCAGAGGAUGGAGGACUUUGAGAGCAUCCUGCAGCAGCAGCAGUUUGAGGGAGGGGUCGCCACAGGGGUGCUGGAUCACGAUGUUGUCUUCUGGUUCGGGGAUUUGAAUUUCCGCAUCGAGGACUAUGACAUCCACGUGGUGAAGUGUGCAAUAGACAGCAACAAACUGCCGUUGCUGUGGGAAAGGGAUCAGCUCAACAUGGCUAAAAACACAGAAUCCAUCCUGGAAGGGUUCCUGGAGGGGCCGCUACAAUUCCCGCCCACGUACAAGUUUGACGUGGGCACACACACCUACGACACAAGUGCUAAGAAGAGGAAGCCGGCGUGGACCGACCGUAUCCUGUGGCGCCUCCGCCGCACGGGCUCCCCCGUUCCUACCCACAAUGCAGCCCUGCAGAGGGGUCUGACCUCAUGGCUGGGCGGUGCCACCAAAGUGACGCAGCACGCCUACAGGAGCCACAUGGCCUUCACCAUCAGCGACCACAAGCCUGUGUCUGCGCUCUUCUCCUUGCACUUCCCAUUCAGGGUGGACAUGGCGCUGGUGGAGCUGCAGGCCAACAAGGAAUGGUGUCAAGUCUCCGACGCCACAAUAAAAUUGACCUUUGCGUCCAAUUACCAUCGCAGCUCAUGGGACUGGGUAGCAAUAUACAAGGUGGGAUUCAGACACCACAAAGACUACCAAGCGUAUGUGUGGGCCAAAUAUGAGCACGCAGGGCAGGUAGGACACGAGUUGCAUCCAUCAUUCUCUCUGGAAAUGGGCCCCCUGGGAUCAUUUCUGCUCGUUUGCUGCUUGCAGGUGUGUUUUCCAGAGGAGGACCUGCCCAGAGAUGAUGGCCAAUACGUGCUCGGCUACUAUAGCAACAACAUGAACAGCAUUGUUGCUUUGUCCUCGCACAUUCAGAUCAAGAUCCCCGUCCACAGCCCGUCCGCGCAGCGCUCCGACAGCACCGAGGUCAGCUCAGAAGACGACAGCACCUUGGUCCUCCUGUCCCCCAACUCCCGCAGCCCCAGCCCCAAAACCAGCAAGCAUCACUGCCGCCGCCGCCGCAGCCGCAGCCCUGCGGUCUCCAACCCUCUCCCGUCCCUGCAGGGCCUGGGCCUGUGUCCCCGCCCCAAAGAGACCCGGAGCCUCUCACCGGGCUCAGCCGCUAAAAAGGAACGCCUGGUUUCCCCGGGCUCCGUCUCGUCUCCGGCCGUCAGCCCGCUCAGUCCUCGGAGCCCCGUGUCUCCGGGGAUCGGGGUUUCCGCACCGGAGGCCCUGAUCGCUGCUUUGAUGGGGGAGCAUAGGCCUGCUCAGGUUAGCCCUACGGGCGCAAAGACGCUGGACACGCGUAAAACAUAGACCGGAGGAUACGCAAACAUUCCGCAUCGCAUCUUCCACCGUGUUUAUGUGGGACUCGACCCCCCAGUUACAAGUGCUUUAAUCGGCUCACAAGCUAUUACAUGUAGGGACACUCCAAAUAUGGGCGUAUGAGAUUCAUCAAUAGUUGUAGGAAGAAGCAAUCUAACAUUGCAAAGUAGACAACAGUGAGUCAAGUGGUCGUUUCCUCGUUCGCUUUAAGGGUCUCAUGUUGUAUUCACCGUCAGCCAUUUGAAAUAAGAUGUUCCACAAACGCUCCAAAAUCUAACCUUGAUGCUGGAAUUGACACAGUUUUAAAGUGCUUUUAGUAAGCCCUAGUUUGACGUGUCUGUACCUUUAAUGCUAAUGAGCUACAUGUGGCUCCCCGAGAAGCUCUACUGUGCACUUUAUCUACAUUUGACAUAUUCACUUGUCCAACAUGAUAGAUGUAUAUAUAUAUAUUAGGGAUGUCCGAUAAUGGCUUUUUGCCGAUAUUCCGAUAUUGUCCAACUCUUUAAUUACCGAUACCGAUAUAUACAGUCGUGGAAUUAACACAUUAUUAUGCCUAAUUUGGACAACCAGGUAUGGUGAAGAUAAGGUCCUUUUUUUAAAAAUUAAGAAAAAAAAAUAAGAUAAAUAAAUUAAAAACAUUUUCUUGAAUAAAAAAGAAAGUAAAACAAUAUAAAAACAGUUACAUAGAAACUAGUAAUGAAUGAAAAUGAGUAAAAUUAACUGUUAAAGGUUAGUACUAUUAGUGGACCAGCAGCACGCACAAUCAUGUGUGCUUACGGACUGUAUCCCUUGCAGACUGUAUUGAUAUAUAUUGAUAUAUAAUGUAGGAACCAGAAUAUUAAUGACAGAAAGAAACAACCCUUUUGUGUGAAUGAGUGUGAAUGGGUGAGGGAGGUUUUUUGGGUUGGUGCACUAAUUGCAAGUGUAUCUUGUGUUUUUUAUG
This is a messenger RNA of Nerophis lumbriciformis (worm pipefish), 3419 nucleotides long. RefSeq names its product inositol polyphosphate-5-phosphatase Ja (gene inpp5ja). Lineage: Eukaryota; Metazoa; Chordata; Actinopteri; Syngnathiformes; Syngnathidae. Gene Ontology annotation, molecular function: phosphatidylinositol-4,5-bisphosphate 5-phosphatase activity; phosphatidylinositol-3,4,5-trisphosphate 5-phosphatase activity. Gene Ontology annotation, biological process: phosphatidylinositol dephosphorylation; negative regulation of peptidyl-serine phosphorylation. The record is from RefSeq and is a predicted model, not a curated record. Gene Ontology annotation, cellular component: cytoplasm; ruffle; plasma membrane.